AACUACUCCCUCCCUACCCUUUCAUCCCAUCCCUUCUCGCUCUCUUGUCGUGAGCCAUCUUUAAUGCUUCCUUUCUCUCUCUCUCACUCUCUCUCUCUUCCUUCCCUACAGAAUCCAACACACAGAGAGAGGCGAGCAGAAGCCACGCUCCCCACAUUUAAUUCCGUCAUCUCUUCCCCCUCUCCUCCCCUGCCCUGACUCUCUCGAACUCCCACAGUCUUUAUAAGACCCAGUGACAGAGAGGAAGGCCAUGGAGCUGUUAACCUUCCGCCUUUCCAUGGCAGCUUGUUGCAUGGCGUUACUCGGCCAUGUUACGGUCUCUCAGAGGUCGACGAUUCAGCACCAGGAUUUUAUUUCUUGGGAUGAUUUGAGCGUCGACAAGUACACGAGAACCAUGGAUGCUGUUGAUGGGGACGCCAGCCGUGUAAUUCUGGUGUCCAAGGACGGGACGGGGGAUUCCAGGACGGUGCAGGGAGCAGUGGAUAUGAUUCCUGAUGGUAACAAGGAGAGAGUGAAGAUACUCAUAAAUCCAGGCGUAUACAGGGAGAAGGUGAUCGUUCCCAAAACGAAGCCUUUCAUAUCAUUCAUCGGGAAUCAGAGCUCUGAAACCGUGAUCUCAUUCCAUCUAAGAGCUUCUGACCGAUACUCCAAUGGUCAGAAUGUCGGAACAUUUGAUUCUGCAACAGUCGCCGUCGAAUCCGACUACUUCUGUGCAAAUGGAAUCACAUUUGAGAACACCGCUCCGGCAGCACAGCCAGGAGAGGAGGGAAUGCAAGCGGUGGCGCUGAGACUCACAGGCGACAAAGCCAUGAUAUAUAGAUGCAGGAUAUUGGGAUCUCAAGACACUCUCUUCGACCACUAUGGCAGGCAUUAUUUCUAUGAGUGCUACAUCCAAGGAUCCAUUGAUUUCAUAUUUGGAAGUGCCAGAUCCUUGUAUCAGGCCUGCACACUCCACGCAGUUGCAGAAAGCUAUGGAGCUGUUGCGGCAUCUCAGAGGAAUUCACCAAUGGACAACUCUGGUUUCUCCUUCCUCGAGUGCAGGCUUAAUGGGACUGGGUUGCUGUACUUGGGCAGAGCGUGGGGGAGGUAUGCGAGAGUUGUCUAUUCCUACUGCCAAUUGGAAGGCAUCAUCCUUCCUGAAGGGUGGAAUGACUGGGGAGAUCCAUCCAGAAAAAGCACGGUCUACUUCGGACAAUUCAACUGCAAGGGAGAUGGUGCUAACUUGCAAGGGAGGGUGUCAUGGGCAAGAUCACUCACCUACUUGGAAGCAAAGCCUUUCAUGGACAGGGGAUACAUUGAUGGCGAACUAUGGCUGAGACUGUAGUCUGUCAUGCUGGAAUGAUGAGAACAUACUUCUUCUUCUUCUCGUACACCCAGAGGGACUCCUACUUACUGCUGCUACCUGAUACUGACGCUGACUGAUCCGACAUCCAUCAUCCUGCUGUUGGUUGCAGGAUGAUGAAAAGGUGCCGUCGCCACCUCAUGUAACACACUGUGAUCGAUAGCUUUGCGUCAUAUGUUUGUUAGCCAUACCGAUCACAUCAUUUGCAGUCUGGAAGAUGAGCUGACGAAGAGAAUACCAUGACCUUGUUCAGAAAAGGACUCGAAACCACUUCACCUUGAGAUGUCUCUGCAAUGACUACAUUCCAAGGAAGACCACGAUAUUGAAUUGUUCUAUAUAUAAACUG
Molecule: messenger RNA, 1688 nt
Organism: Musa acuminata AAA Group (dessert banana)
Lineage: Eukaryota; Viridiplantae; Streptophyta; Magnoliopsida; Zingiberales; Musaceae
Product: pectinesterase QRT1
Exons: 5
Coding region: 251-1324 (357 amino acids)
Biological process (GO): cell wall modification; pectin catabolic process
Molecular function (GO): pectinesterase activity
Source: RefSeq, a predicted model, not a curated record